AUGGCUUACUUAACAGAAUUCUCCGGGCUUGACACUUCCCAUGCUGCUGCAAUUCUUAAUGCAUGCAAGGGUGUAGAGACCUUAAUGCCCAUAGGCAUGGCCUUCCUUGUAGAUUCUUUUGUCGGUGAAUAUUGCAUGCUGUUGUUCUCCAGUCUUUCUUACAGCUUUGGGAUGAUCUACUUGGCAAUGUCAACACUAUCGAAAUUUGGAGGCUACUGUGGUGAAAAACGUCCAAAUUGCAUCCAUGCUGCCCAAUUUGUUAUGUUUUACAUAUCAUUACUCUUCAUAGCCAUUGGAGUAUCUGGUCAUAAGGCAUCCUUGCGUUCUUUCCUAGAACAACAAAUGCCAAGUCAAACAGAAAGUGAUCAUCAAGAUGGUGAAAAAAGAAAAAAGCCAAGGAAAUUGAGACGCUUCUUCAGGAAACAUUUCGCUAAGAUUCUUCUCAUGAGCAUUGCAUCUACUCCAAUUUCAUUGACUCCUUCAUGGUCUGUCAAAUUUGGAAUACCAGCAAUAGGGAUGGUAGUGGCAACUAUUCUGUUCAUGUGUCGCUCAGACUCAUACAAAUAUGCUAAUAAAUCACAGGGGAGUCCUCUCACCGUUGUUUCUAGAGUCUUUGUAGCUUCUGCUUCCAAGAUGUUUUGUCCCCUCCCACGGGAUGCUAAUCAACUCCAUGAAAAUCGACGUAAUUCUCAAUAUGUGCCUCACACCCACGGCCUCAGGUUCCUUGACAAGGCUGCCAUUGUAGUACCAGCCCAAACGCUAGAGCAACAAGAACAAAAUAGAUGGACACUUUGCAGUGUAACAGAAGUAGAGGAAAAAAAAAUCUUUAUUCGCAUGAUACCUAUGUGGAUUAUCUUUAUCAUGUGUGGGAUCGUGUCAUCUGUAGGAGACACUUAUUUUUUAGAACAAGUAUGGAAUUUGGAUGACACAGUUGGAAUAGUGAAGGCACCUGUUUUUAUGCUACUAGUCUUACAGGACAUUGCAAAAUUCAUGUUUGCCACAGUCACUAAGAAGUUAACUAAAAAUGGAUCAAGAAAAUAUGCAGCCCCCAUUGGAAUGAUAAUAGCAAUGUUGUUUUCUGUGGUAUGUUGUAUCACGGCUGCAAAAGCGGAGACAAUGAGGCUAGACGUGAUAAAAAAAUAUUGGUUACACAAUUCUAAAAAUGAUAUCCCAUUGAGCAUGUUUUGGCUUCUUCCACAAUUUCUUCUUCUUGGUGCCCUUGAUGGAAUCUCGCAUAACCUUCUUGGUGACCGUGAACAUGGUUUUAGCAAUAUUGCUUGUUUCUUCAACGGUGGAGUUCCUGACUCUAUAAGCUCCUACUUGCUAAUUGUUAGCGAUAGUGUAUUUGGAUUCGGAAUUUGGGGUGGUGUCAUUUCAGUUUAUAUGGUGGAUAAGAUCAAACCAAGUUGGUUUCAGAAGACAUUGAACGAAAGUCAUUUGGAUAACUACUAUUGGACACUGGCAGUUCUGAGUUCCAUAAAUCUUGUCUUCUCCAUCUUGGUGGCAAUUUGGUACAUAAAUCAAAGAUGUUCUCUUGCAGAUCCUCAUAGCUCUCAAAGACCAGAUGGAUUUUCUAGCACCUUAUACCAAAUUGCAGGCAUCAUCAAAAAUUAUUUUAUUGCAGCUGUUCAACAUUUCUUUGAUGGUGGUAUCAUCCCUAAAUCAAUCAAUGCAACAGAAGAACAAGCAACAAAAGAACAAGCAAAGUGA
Molecule: messenger RNA, 1710 nt
Organism: Corylus avellana
Lineage: Eukaryota; Viridiplantae; Streptophyta; Magnoliopsida; Fagales; Betulaceae
Product: protein NRT1/ PTR FAMILY 5.5-like
Biological process (GO): transmembrane transport
Cellular component (GO): membrane
Molecular function (GO): transmembrane transporter activity
Source: RefSeq, a predicted model, not a curated record